Messenger RNA from Orbicella faveolata, 3333 nucleotides. Its product is annotated as tetratricopeptide repeat protein 28-like. The record is from RefSeq and is a predicted model, not a curated record. NCBI's taxonomy places the organism in Eukaryota, Metazoa, Cnidaria, Anthozoa, Scleractinia, Merulinidae.
UGAACGUGAGAGUGACCCUGAACUGGACCCGUGGAGACCAAUGCUAAGCCAGCUUCAUAAGGUUCUCAUAGAACCUAUUGUGGAAUUCCUGCCAUCUAAGGAUGAGAAUCCACGAGUUACUUUCAUUCCUCAAGAUUUCUUGCUCAAAGUUCCCUUUGCUGCGCUGCAAGGCGACGCCAGAGAUCAUUACAUCAUGGAAGACUUUGUUAUCUCGACCAGUCCAGCGAUCCACUUUCUCGAACUAGCCUGCACCUCUCGUGAAAGCCCCAAACACACCCCAGCGCCUUUUGAACUGAGUCUUCUCGCUGUCGGAAAUCCCACAAUGCCUUUCGAAGAGCUUCCCCAGCUUCCCUCUGCCCAGCGCGAAGUGCGCAUGAUCAACGAGAUUAUUGACUCGCCGGAGUCACAAGUGUUUAUUGGGUCACGUGCCAAGAAGAAGGAUGUGAUGGCAGCCAUGGCAAAGCAUAAAAUACUACACUUUGCCACGCACGCUAUUAUUGACGACGCAGACUCCCACGGCGAUUUUAGCAUGAAGGGCCUCAUUGUACUGGCGAAGUCUGGGCUCGAAUGUAACGGUAUUCUGACGGCCGAGGAAGUGAGAGGUAUGGAACUAAAUGCUGAACUUGUGGUACUAAGCUGCUGUGAAACGGGACUGGGUAAAGUGACAGGAGAUGGAGUACUGGGUCUUUCACGCGCAUUUCUGGCGGCUGGCGCCGCUUGCGUGAUUGUCACGUUGUGGAAGAUUGACGACCGAUCCGCUUGUGACCUCAUGACGGCCUUUUACCGAGAAUACAAGGCUUCCCGUGAUGCUGCGGUAUCGUUACGAAAGGCCAUGAAGAUUCUUCAAGCAAAAGACAACACACGAAGUCCUCAGCACUGGGCUGCGUUCUCCAUUGUCGGCGUUACUGGUGUUUAAAUCGUUCGGCACUAAGCUCCAAAUUUUAACUCUCCUCACUGGUUGUUUUCCAUUCAGUUUUUAAGGUGGCUCAAAACAGUUUCCAGCACCUAGAUUUUAAUGGGUCGCUAUAACCACUCUUUAUCAUUUGAUGCUUCAAUCAUGGUAUCAAAAAACUGCCCAAUCAUUGGUGAACACGUUGUUAUCAUUUUCGUGACACAAUAGGUUACGUAAAAAUACCAGGAUUGAUCAUGAUAAUAUAGGAUAUAGCCUUCUCUGCUGAAAAAAUGUUUGAAAACAUAAGCUUUUGACAGCCGGUCUACUGUCUUCAACAGAUAAAAAUUUCUGAUAAAAUGAAACGUUAAAUAUUUGAGGAUAGACAGUAAAUCGCAUGAAUUUAAAAUGACUGCACUAUAAAGAGUGUUCAAUUAGAAGAAUGUUGAAAGUGCUUAAAUUAAUGUUUGUUUAAAAGAAUGUUGUAUUGUCUUGGGAGUGGGCAUGAGUUAUUAUCAACCUCAACAGUUUUUGCCGUGUGCCAUGAUUCUAGUGUCUUUCUACUGCGAUGGUCUCCUUGGUCAAUGAUUGCGGAGUUGUUAAUAAAUGAAAAUUUCAUUUACAAACUGUCCACCAUGUUUACUUAACGAGAUGGCAAAGGUGGCGAGCAUAGUAACCAGGUCUCAAAAAUGUUAUGUUCACCGCAUAUAGCGUCACAAGCCGAGCUUUUCGACCAAUCAGAAUGCCCAAGUCUUAUAUUCACCUCUGAAAAUUCGGGAGAAUUAUACUAAAAAGCUUUGUUUACCUGGACACAAAAGCUAAGACAGAUUUUUGUCUCAAAAUAUACACGGCUGACGUGUUCCUUCCAGUAUCUGUUCUCGUAAAUACGUGAACGAGUGAUUUUCUCCACCAAAUACUGAAGAUUUCUUAGUAUGGUUUCAAUUUAGUUUCCAGACUCCUCUCAUUCAUUCAUCCCAGAGUUCCAAGUGGGUUUGGCAAAAACGAAAACAUUUCCGCCUGGGCGGCUAAAUUUUUGUGAAUUUUACAAUCUUUAAAUCUUUUCUUUUAAUCGAGACCUAAAGGUGAAAUCGAUCAUGGAAUAUUUAGCACCAGAGCACCAAGAUCUCGCUAUACAGGGACUUGAUGAACUGCGAUCAAAGCUUCCGUCAGCUCAAGAAGAUGUACUGGAGAACGUGAAAGCGGAAGAGUGGUCAUUUCCAAGAAGCUUCAAACUAGCGCAAGAGAACAUGAGUAAAAACCUGCCAACAGCUUCACUUAUCUGGGAAUAUAUGCUUGACAAGGCCAAGAAUAAGCAACAGAAAUUCGCGAUCAUGAACAAACUCUUCCAAGUUCAGAUCGCAACCGGGCCAUGGAAAGCCGCUCUAGAGACAGCUCAGAGAUUAUUCAACGAAACCAUUGUGGAGUACUCAUCGGAGAAUGCGAGUCGACAGACAGUAACUGAAGGGGGUUUGGGUACGUUAAGUUGAAAUUUUCUUCGUAUUUCUGUUGUCUUUAUACUAGGGACAAAUUUAAAGAACAUAUGAUCUUGUCAGGAAAUAUGAGAAGAGAUUUGGCUACUUCUGCUGUUGUGCUGCGGUUAAUAUUUGGAUUGUCACGCACGUAAUGAUCGUUACGUGACAGGAAGGUUUACCGAGUGGCAUGAAAUUUCCGUGGGAUCUAAUUUUCGCGAAUUUCGCGGAUUUUCCAUCGAUCCGCGAAAAUCAAAUUCCGUCAAAACAAACUCCCGCCAAAAAAUAUCCGUGCAAAUUUCCUCUUUUUAUUUACGUUACUGAAUUUCAAUGAAAUUGGUUAAAAAUGCGCGCAAGAUUUAAAUUCAUUGAGUGAGAAACGAAAAAGAAGCGAGACUGGGACAGACUACACCAACACCAGCCGGUGAUUUUACAUCACGUUUCUUUUAUGUUUCUCGCGUGAUGUACCAAGAGAAAAGAGGGGAUCCUCAUAGUACAGACAGCCUUUGGACUUGUCUCGCAUUCUUCCACCAGGACAGCCUCUUCCAGGCUUCCAGUUAGUGGAGGCGCAGUGCAAAAAACAGCGGAGUGAUUUAACGGACAGAGAGGCUUAGUGGGAGUUCUCUCGCCUUCCCGCGCCGCGCCUCUCCCUUAUUUUUUCGUGCGCCAUUUUUCGCGCUAUGCAUUAACCAACUGAACGCCUGGGAGAGCCGCUACACCCAAGAGGGGAGAAAGAUCGCAUGACGACCACUGCAACUGUACAGAAAUGUGAUUGUAAAAAACCCUUUUCCCCAGAGUACCAGCCAGUCUUUGGUAACGUGCCAUGGUCUUUUCUAGAAAUUGAACAUCCAGACUGGUACCAAAACACGCAUCCGUUUAAAACCUUUAAAAGGUUUGACGAGCAUUCCUUGCCGUCAAGGAGUCCCCAGGCCGCAUAAUUUCUAAGGAGUAACUUCUGCUGAUUUGGUAUGGCUU